Sitodiplosis mosellana (orange wheat blossom midge) is the source of this 3876-nucleotide messenger RNA. RefSeq names its product stromal membrane-associated protein 1. The transcript has 3 exons. The record is from RefSeq and is a predicted model, not a curated record. Gene Ontology annotation, molecular function: metal ion binding; GTPase activator activity. The coding region runs from base 581 to 1975 and encodes 464 amino acids. Lineage: Eukaryota; Metazoa; Arthropoda; Insecta; Diptera; Cecidomyiidae.
GUUGAGUUGGUGUUGCCGCCGUCGUCGCAGCAGCGAAAGUCAAUACACAUACAAACAUACCGAUUGAGCCUAUUCACAGCAGCAAGAGCCACAGAGAAAUAUAUAGAACAACAGAAUACAAUCGACGUGUAGGAAAGAAAAAGUUGAUCACAGCGAAGCGAGUGCAGCCUAAUUGAAUUUACUUUUCGGAAUUUUUUUCGGUUUUUUAUCAGUGCAUGAAGUGGUAGUUAUCCUAAGUGUAGCCGCCCAACAACUCAAGUGAUAGCUACCAAUAUUCGUGUCAAUUGUCUUGAUUUCGGAUUGUUCACAUUCAGUUGAUUUUUGGGGUUGAAGCGAGAGACAGGUCGAGAUUGAAAACGAGUCACGGUUCACGGUUAAAUUCACUCGUUUAGCUCAGUUUCUAGCGUGUAUGCCACGGAAUUGAAUUGAAAUAGUUGUGAAGUGGUUUUACGAGUGAAAUAAAUCAUUUUUUUGGCAUUUCAAAGUAUUUGCUUCGAUAGAAUCGAAACAAUUGAAAAACGUGUAAACGAAAGAGAGAGAGAGAGAGAGAGAGAGAGAGAGAGAGAGAAAGCCAAACAUAAUGAGCAGUAGUCGUAAAGAGAGUGAGCGUGUAAAAUUCGUACAAGAAAAAUGUCAAAGUCUAUUGACAUUAAUGCUACGCGAUGAAGACAAUAAAUACUGUGUGGAUUGUGAUGCAAAAGGUCCUAGAUGGGCAUCAUGGAAUUUAGGUGUGUUUUUGUGUAUUCGCUGCGCAGGGAUUCAUCGUAAUUUAGGCGUGCAUAUAUCGCGUGUAAAAUCGGUCAACUUAGAUACAUGGACGCCAGAACAGGUGGUUUCACUGCAGCAGAUGGGCAAUUCACGUGCUCGUGCUGUGUACGAAGCCCAAAUGCCGGACGGCUUCCGACGGCCACAAACCGAUUCAGCGUUAGAAACGUUCAUUCGAGCUAAAUAUGAGGCAAAGAAAUAUGUGGCACGUGAAUGGGUACAACCACCACCAGUUAAAGUCAAUUGGGACAAAGAGAUCGACGAAGAAAUGGAAAAACAAAAGCGUAAAAAGAAGGGUUUGCCGAUUACAACAGCCACAAAUGGAAAAUCAACGGAUACACCGAAAACAACACCGUCAUUCAAAUCGACUCCAAUCCCUGCACCUUUGCCCAAACCAACGACGAAUUCAAGCAGCCCGAAAACAUCAUCACGUUCUACCCCGAACAGUACACCCGCUGUAGCAGCUGAGAAGCCAGUCGAUACAAAAUCCUAUAGUUCCGAUUUGCUUGGUUUGUCAACACCUGUGAAUGGACCACCCAGCGAGCCAAAACCCGCCACUGACAAUUCCAACGAUAUUUUUGGCUAUUUCAUGAGCGAAAGUGCGACAAAUGGAAAAACCGCCACUACCAUCACCGCAGCCACAUCUGCAGUGCCAUCGACGAAUAUUAACCCAACGAAAGUAGAGCCAACGUUAGCUCAACAAGAGCAUGAUUUCUUCAAUCAGGUUCCGAAUGAAAAGGAAAAGGCCAAAAUGACCAAGGACAGUAUUUUAGCAUUGUACGGAGCUGCACCGAGCGGUGGUAUGGGUGCAGGCGGUGCCAUGUCGACAAAUAAUCAGUUUAUGCCCGGAAUGCCAGCGAUGAAUGUUGACAAUGGAUCUCUGUUCGGUAUGCAGAUGCCAGCGUAUCAACAACAGCCAGCCUUUGGAAUGGCAAAUCCCCCACCAGUCAGUGGUUUGAAUAAUUUCGCACAAUUUGGAAUGAUGCAACAAAGCCAACCGAUGAAUUUCCAACAACCAAACUCAAUCAAUUCCAUGCCGAAUCAAUCAAUGGGCUUCGCUAAUGUACCUCAAGUCAAUCCGACGCUGCAAUCAUUCAAUCAAGCGAAUGCGACCAAAACUAAUUCAUUUUCAACUGCAAACCAUUCGCCAAAUGUUAACAAUGUCAACCAACAAUUCGGCACCUUAAAUUUGGGCAAUGUUUGGCAAUAAUUUUUCAGUUUUUUUUCGUGAUUGAGUCCAAUUGAAAACUUUCGAGAGAAAAAAAUGUUUCCAUUUUGAAUGUGAAAUUACAGUUAGAGAAUGAGUAACAAAAAAAAAUAACGUUAGAACAGUAUACAAAAAGAGAAGACAGAAACUGAUUACUGUUGAAUUGAGUUAAAUGAUGUCGAUGUACGAAUUUAUGAGACGAUAAAUCGGAAAGACAAGUAAACAGAAAACAAAAAAACAUGUUGUGAAUGGUGCAAUUUUAAGUAUAUGUUUGAAUUAUUUUCGUAGCGAGCACUUUUGAGGGAAAACAAAGUCAAGCGAUUUUCUUUAUUAUUUCCCCCAAAUUUCAUUUCGUUAUCUGGUGGAAUAGUUCCAAUUGAUUUCUAAGCUUUAAUUGAUUUGGUGAACAGUGGUUGUGUCCUGAAAGAAGGGAAAAACAAAGAAGUCGCAAACAUCAUAAAUUCUGGAACCAACAUUUUAGAUCAUUUUCAUCGUAAAAGUAAAAAAAGAGUAUUUUCCUAAUAGUCAUGUGAAUCAAAAAACCAUUCUCUAUUCCAUCUUGGUGCUUAGGUCUCAUUAUGUCAAUUGAAGUGGACCAUGUGAUUGAAUUUUACCUUCACUAAAAAAAAUCGAUUAAAUGUUUUCCUAUCAAAACAACAACUUCCAACCAAUUUAAUCGACAAAUAGUUUUAAACUUGUCUAAACCAUUUGAAAAUCAUAUACGAACCUAGAACCCCUCCCCUGAACCUGAUAAACAAACAUAAUCUAAACUUUUGAAGAAUACAUUUAAAUCAUAUUCUAUCUAUCUCUAUUCUGAACAUGUAAAUACUUAUUUUCCUACAGUUAUUACAAACAACAACCUGGCUACAUAUUUCACCUUUUAUCUAAACGUUUCACGUUUAUCUAAGAUGUAGUUUAGCUAUUCUUUGUGCUAUAUAUUUAAAAACAAGACAAAAUAAAACUAGAUCAGGAAAAUGGAAAAACAGGAAAAAAUUAUCGUGUGAACAGUGUAUUUAAAAGAAGAAGAAAAAAAAAGUAACAAGAAAUUGUAUCAGCGGUUUGUGUUGUUAUUCGAUGGUCAAGUAAAACUGUGUUCAGGUAAAAAAACAAAAAAAAAUUCAAUGCAAACCAACAAUUAGAUAGUAGAAAUUGCUACUUUCGAAUCACCAGCAAACGACAAGGAACGAAAGUUGGUGAAUGUUCAAAAGUAGAUAACGACUUUGGUUUGAAUGGUUUUUUUUUGUAAUUCGUUAUAUGAAUCAUUUCUAUAUGAUAAAACAAAAAAAAUACAUUUCGAGAUAAUUCCGGGCCCAACAUUUUUGAAGCUCAGGCGAAAUAAAUAUCACGGACACAUCUGUUUAAUUUUUUUCUCAAACAUUUAAUUAUGAUUUCGACAUGAUUUACUGUGAAUUGUUUAUUUUGUAAACAUAAGACUAUAAGUUUAGACUAAAUAUUCUACCGAAAAAAAAAAACAAAAACAAUUAUUAUUAUAUAGCUGUGGUGAGUGAAAUCACGUGCACAACAUAAAAUGGCAAAACGUAAAACAUCGCAAAUUGAGACUAAAUUAGUUUCUGCUUUAUUUUUUUCUGUUAACAUUUCUUUUCGUGAGACUUCUUUUUACCGAACAUCGUUUCAUUUUUAAGCGCAAUAAUCAGUUCCAUCCAACGUUUAGACAAAUAUUUGAAUUUUCUUUUCAGUUUUUUUCGCGGAAUAUUUUUUUUUUUACUUUUUUGUACACACCCAAUCAAAGAUUGAUUUUUUUUAGCGAUUGAAUUUCUAAACGAAUCACAUUUAGAGGAAACGAACCUUUUAUUUAAAACGUGUUGGACGUUAAUUGUUAAGUAAAUUAUAUUGCACUUUAUGUAUGAACUUACUGAAUAAAAAAAAUAUUUGAACGAAACAAA